This is a messenger RNA of Cordyceps fumosorosea ARSEF 2679, 1029 nucleotides long. Its product is annotated as Casein kinase II, alpha chain (CK II alpha subunit). Lineage: Eukaryota; Fungi; Ascomycota; Sordariomycetes; Hypocreales; Cordycipitaceae. The transcript is spliced from 5 exons. Gene Ontology annotation, molecular function: protein serine/threonine kinase activity; ATP binding. Gene Ontology annotation, cellular component: nucleus; protein kinase CK2 complex; cytosol. The coding region runs from base 1 to 1029 and encodes 342 amino acids. The record is from RefSeq and is a predicted model, not a curated record. Gene Ontology annotation, biological process: regulation of transcription by RNA polymerase I; DNA damage response; protein phosphorylation.
AUGGCGCGCGUCUACGCAGAUGUCAACUCCAACAUGCCCCGCAGCUACUGGGACUACGACAGCGUCAACAUCAGUUGGGGCGUCUUGGAGAACUACGAAGUUGUUCGCAAGAUUGGUCGUGGAAAGUACUCGGAAGUUUUUGAGGGUAUCAACAUCGUCAACUACCAGAAAUGCGUCAUCAAGGUCUUGAAGCCUGUUAAGAAGAAGAAGAUUAAGCGAGAGAUCAAGAUUCUCCAGAACCUUGCCGGCGGACCCAAUGUCGUUGCACUCCUCGAUGUUGUCCGCGACUCGCAGAGCAAAACGCCGUCGCUCAUCUUCGAAUAUGUCAACAACACCGACUUCCGCAACUUGUACCCUAAGUUCAACGAUUUAGAUGUCCGCUACUACAUUUUCGAGCUCCUCAAAGCCCUGGAUUUCUGCCACAGCAAGGGUAUCAUGCACCGCGAUGUCAAGCCACACAAUGUCAUGAUUGAUCACGAGAAGCGCACGCUUCGUCUCAUCGACUGGGGUCUAGCCGAGUUCUACCACCCCACUACCGAGUACAACGUCCGAGUCGCCUCUCGCUAUUUUAAGGGUCCUGAACUACUCGUUGACUUCCAGGAAUACGACUACAGUCUUGACAUGUGGAGCCUUGGAGCCAUGUUUGCGUCCAUGAUCUUCCGAAAAGAGCCCUUUUUCCAUGGCCAGAGCAAUACCGAUCAACUUGUCAAGAUUACCAAAGUUCUUGGCACUGACGAGCUCUUCGAGUACCUCGAUAAGUACGAGAUUGAGCUCGACCCUCAAUACGACGACAUCCUUGGCCGCUUCCAGAAGAAGCCCUGGCACAGCUUUGUCACGUCGGAGAACCAGCGCUUUGUCUCUAAUGAGGCCAUCAACUUCCUCGACAAGUUGCUCCGCUACGAUCACCAAGAACGCCUCACUGCCAAGGAGGCGCAGGGCCACGCCUACUUUGACCCCGUUCGCGAUCCUGAGGUCUUCAAGCAGAAUCUCGCUAACUCAAGCGUUGACGGAUCCUAUAAGACCUCUUGA